AUGGUUGAUUUUUGUACGUGGUCAUGCAACGGUUGUUACAUGUAUGGGGGCUACAACGACGGCGCAGCGAAACACUCUGACACGGACGUACCAGGCUGGGCAACUGUAGACGAACUUAAUGGAGGCAUCGAAUAUGCUGCUCCGACUGCGCAUUCAACCCAGCUGUAUUGCGUUAGGAUCAAAGCCCCGUGGACGCCAGAGCCGAAAGAACAUCCCCUGGCGCACGUGGACUCCGAGCCGGAUUCUGAUGAUUUGUUGUUUUGCACGGGCAAAAAUGGCAAAAAGAAGAUGUGCCUCCCAUGCAGAAAUCGCGAAAAUCAGGGCACCAUACUAUCCGGCGAGCCAGUAGCCCCGCUCGAGUGUGAUUAUCAGCACUGUUGUGGCACUCCGCGGUACGCGCAAGUGCUAGGCCACAGAGCUACCACGCAAGCACAGAAAAACAAGGAGCAAAUCAGGAAGACACAACACACACGCGAAAAAAUAGCAGCAAAGAAACUGCUUGGAAUCAAGACACCGUCGCCCGGCUGCUUUAAAGGCAGCCACACCUACAAAAGUUCCAUCACAACACACAACCAUGAAAACGUACUUUGGGACAUGUUUGAGACAAAGGUAACGUCCGGAUGUGAACUCCACUUUUUUCCUGAGCAUACUCUUCGGCACCUUCACUUUCAUCCACACCGUACUCGAAGCCGUGUCAAAAUUGUUUUGUGCGAAUCUUCACAUUAUCCCAGUUGCGCACAAUCUCAUCAGAAGCAGCACGAAGUGCACCAGGCUCCAGACCAUAGGGAGCACCAACAAAGUCAAGGGAGCCACCGUAAGAACCGAAUGGAGUCGGCCGCACCUCGAAAUUACUUUGAGGAAUGUAACGCAACGCGGUGGUCAUUAUGUUCACCGCAUGCGCCGCGUUACCGUCGCUCAUCCGGCCCGACAUCAUCGCAAGCAGCGGCCGCGCGAGAAGCGCCUUGUGGCAUGGCGUCACGCCCGGCACGGGGCGCCCUUCCGCAGCCCGCGGGGCCCCGAACGCCCCGGGCGGGCCGAGCUAGCACAGCGGGUGGGUCACGAAGCCCACCGGAGGUCCUCGGGCAGCGAUUCCACGCUAAACGCCCACCAUCGUCUAAGCCGCCCUAG
Aureococcus anophagefferens is the source of this 1128-nucleotide messenger RNA. RefSeq lists its product as hypothetical. The transcript has 6 exons. The record is from RefSeq and is a predicted model, not a curated record. Bases 1 to 1128 code for a protein of 375 amino acids. NCBI's taxonomy places the organism in Eukaryota, Pelagophyceae, Pelagomonadales, Pelagomonadaceae.